This is a messenger RNA of Pieris napi, 1445 nucleotides long. RefSeq names its product translocator protein-like. The transcript is spliced from 5 exons. The coding region runs from base 193 to 705 and encodes 170 amino acids. Lineage: Eukaryota; Metazoa; Arthropoda; Insecta; Lepidoptera; Pieridae. Gene Ontology annotation, cellular component: mitochondrial outer membrane. The record is from RefSeq and is a predicted model, not a curated record.
CUUUUAUUGUUCAAACUUCAAAGUACUUCAAAGCGAAUUAAUUCUUAUCUGAUUCCUAUAAGCUUAUUGGAGACUGGAAAGUUGAAAUCGUGAGAAAAAAGGUUUCUCUAUUUGUGUUCGCUCAUAAACAAUCGUUUAGAAUUAUUAUCUAAUUGCCGGUGACUAACGGUGCAUAUAAGAGACACAUUAAAAAUGGCAAAUUGGGCAGCUUUUGGUUCCAUUAUUCUUCCAAAUGUAGGAGGUUGGGCGAAUGGAAUCUUCUUUGCUGGACAAAUUCGUAAGGAAGAUAAAUCCUGGUAUGAUGAACUCAAGAAACCAUCUUGGAAUCCACCUAAAUGGGUGUUUGGACCCACGUGGACAGUACUUUACAGUGGAAUGGGAUAUGCUUCAUAUUUAGUUUAUGAAGAGUGUGGAGGUUUUACUGAGGAUGCAGUUUUGCCACUGACUUUAUAUGGAGGUCAACUUUUACUUAACUGGGCAUGGACACCCAUAUUCUUUGGUCUCAAGGACUUCAAAUUGGCAUUCAUAGAGAUUUCAGUCCUUGGUGGAGCCGCAGUAGCAACUACAGCCGCUUUUGCUAAAGUGAACAAGACCGCUGGUGCGCUAUUGGUACCCUACUUGGCCUGGCUGGCAUACGCCAGUACAUUGAGCUACUACAUUUGGAAGAAUAACCCUAAAGAGAUCAAGGAUGAGAAGGCCCAGUAGAUGUAAACUUGACGACACCCUAGCAAUUAUCAUCUAAGUGUUAACACAUAGUCUAAGAGUCAAUAUCACAAACAUUCUUCGUAAGGCAACAAAGCUGGACUGAUUUUACCUUAAUUUUGUAAGAGCACAUUAGUAUUAUGUUAGAAAAAGUACAUCAUUUUCAAAAAAAUAUACAAAGUGGAUAAAGCUGUAUAAUAAAUUUUCAAUAAUUCUUAUGUAAGAGAUGAAAACAAACAAAUCUGAAGCAAUAAUUACCUAAAAUAAUUUGAUAUAGAAUUAAAAUAAAUAUUGUUUAAUAUCUGCGCUGAAAAACCUAUUGGCUUGCAUACUUACAUACCAUACAGUAUAUAUUUAAUAAAUGCUUAUUUUGUCCACUCUGCAUAUAAUGUACUUAUUUUUCUGUAUUUUCACUAGUCUCAUCAAUCAAAGGUUGUUUAAUGUGAAAACUAAUAAAGUUCAAGCUGUAUAUUGUAAAAAAAAUAUUUUAACAAGUGAAGCUAUUUUAAAGUAAUGGACUUGUCUGUCUUCUUGGUUAUUUGAAAAUCAGUUGAAUUAAAUAUUAUAAUAAUAAAUAAAAAUAAAAACCCCUUUAGUAUUUAAGCAUAAAGUAUUGUUAUUCCACAAUUUUGCAUUUUUACGUAUUCCGCGUCUCUUAGACUAAGCUUUUUAUCUUGUUAAUUUUACGUUUUAUUUUCGAAUGUAUUUAUUCAUGUUAGUUAAUAAAUAUUAUGAUCAAGUCA